AUGAACUGGUUGAUUUUAGUGUUUCUGAUUGUAAAAUUGAUCACGGCUCAACAUUCGAAGUGUGAAUCGCGAAAUCAAGUGAAUUUAAAAGAUUGGGUGAGUUAUGACGUGGAAAAGGGAGAAAAAUCGAUAAUUUUUUAGGUGAAUCAACCCUGUGAUAGCGGUGAGGAUCAGCUUGGAAAUGUAGAAGAUCAGAAUGAGGAUGAGCAAGAUCAGAAUCAACCUCAAAAUCAAGAUCAGGAUAAACAUCACAAAACAGAAGAUGAAAAAUAUCGAGAAAUGAUCGAUAAAAUUAUCAAAAACACUGAAGAAUCAGCAGAAUCAGAUCUUGAUGUCCUAAAAUCAGAACCUAAAUUCAAUGUGGUAACAGAGGUGGAAAAUACAGUUAACAAUAUUGUUGAUGUAGUAAAAAAGCAGGCGAAAGAAGUUGAACAUGAAGUAAUGGGUACAAUCACGGGAAGAGAUUUGUCUGAGGAGGAAAUCGAGAAAAAUUCCAAUUUGUUUCAUAAACCUAAAGCUCAUAUGCUGGAGUUAAUGAGAAAAUGUCUGCAUAUCUAUUCAAAGUAUGAAGAGGUGCCGAUUUCAAAGAUCAGCAAGAUUUGUUCUGCGGAAAUCAUCAAUCAGCGGGGUGGCGAAAACUAUAAUCACGAGGAAAUUGAGAAAUUAGCGAGGCACCUUAAAGAGGCUUGUGUGAACAAAUUUAAAGACUCAUCACUAUUUCUUGUUGUUUUGGAUGUUGCGAAAUUUGGAUUGUGUGAAAGAGAGGCGAAUCAGAAGAUUGCGGAAAUGAAUCGGGAAUAUAGAAGGACUUUUGAGAAAUAUAUGGUUUUGGAUGAGGUUAAAUGA
This is a messenger RNA of Caenorhabditis angaria, 846 nucleotides long. The record is from the annotation of a GenBank genome assembly. NCBI's taxonomy places the organism in Eukaryota, Metazoa, Nematoda, Chromadorea, Rhabditida, Rhabditidae.